This is a messenger RNA of Cyphomyrmex costatus, 1124 nucleotides long. It is a transcript of the gene Ddrgk1, whose product is annotated as DDRGK domain containing 1. The transcript has 2 exons. The coding region runs from base 84 to 941 and encodes 285 amino acids. NCBI's taxonomy places the organism in Eukaryota, Metazoa, Arthropoda, Insecta, Hymenoptera, Formicidae. The record is from RefSeq and is a predicted model, not a curated record. Gene Ontology annotation, molecular function: ubiquitin-like protein ligase binding.
UGUCAAUCUUGUCGAAUUGAUAUAAGUUGGAGUAAAUUGGAGUCGAGGAUUUGCUUGUUGAGCUUCUUCAAGCUUCUUUGAAAAUGGAUACGUUGAAUAUGUGGAUAUUUUUUGUUGGGACAGCCAUUAUACUAAUUGGCUUAAGUAUCAUUCAUUCACGAGCUAGGAAGAAUUUAAAACCCAACGAACAACCUAUGGCAGAAAAUAGACAAGUAGUCCUUAUGAGGAAUGUCAGACAUCGUAUGCAGGGAAAUGCUAAUCACGCGAAUCAUCUACGUGAAGCAAAUGAUGACAGACAGAUCAAUCAAAAUUACGAGGAGGAUAAAGAUGACAAAAUAGAUCAUAAGAUAGGAACGAAAAAACGGAUAAAACUAGCGGCUAAGGCAGAAAAAAAGGUCCAGAGAGAAGCGGCUGAACGAGAGAGAGAGGAACGUAAAAAACGGGAGCAACUUUUACAAGAGGAAAGAGAUAAACAAGCUGAGAAAGAAUAUGUUGAACAAUUACGAGUGGAAGAAACAGAAAAGAAAGCUAGAGAGGAAAAGGAAAAGCAAGAAUAUGAAGAAUACUUGAAGAUGAAGGAAGCCUUUAGUGUGGAGGAGGAAGGUUAUGAACAAGAAAAUAAUGAAUGCGAGAAUUUGUUACAAGAAUUUCUUGCAUACAUUAAGCUGAACAAAGUGCUGAUUUUAGAAGAUCUAGCUGCACAUUUUGGACUGAAAACAGCGAGCGUAGUAGAAAGAAUUCAAGAAUUGCAAGCUAAUGGUAAUUUAACUGGCGUAAUUGAUGAUAGAGGAAAGUUUAUUUAUAUAUCGGAAGAUGAACUUCAAGCUGUUGCUAAAUUUGUGCGUCAACGUGGUCGAGUUAGUAUCGCUGAAUUAGCUGAAAAUUCGAAUAAUCUAAUUAAUUUGACUCCUGCAAAAAGCUGUAGCGUUUUUGUUAGAUAAAUGUACCAAGUUCUUAUUGUACAUCUCUUAUACUGAUUGCAAUAUUACUAAACAAAUAUGACUAUUGUAUAUAUAAUGUUCACAAAUAUAUCUUUAUUUAUAAUAUCAAUUGUCCCAGCAAACCAUGAGUAUAAUUGUUACAUAACAGAUGUAAAUAAUACAUAUUUACAUCUACAUUAAUUA